Schistocerca serialis cubense is the source of this 498-nucleotide messenger RNA. RefSeq names its product ecdysone-induced protein 74EF-like. The record is from RefSeq and is a predicted model, not a curated record. Bases 1 to 498 code for a protein of 165 amino acids. NCBI's taxonomy places the organism in Eukaryota, Metazoa, Arthropoda, Insecta, Orthoptera, Acrididae. The transcript has 2 exons.
AUGGCAGCAGCCAGAGCAGCAGCUGCAGCCAGAGCAGCAGCAGCAAGAGUUGUAGCAGAGGCCAGGGCAGCACGGAGCGGCAGCAACAGCAGCAACAGCUAUGGAGGUCGCCUGAGUGGCCAGGGGUGCCAGCAGCAGCAGCAGCAACAGCUGUGGUGGGCAGCAGGAGGUGGCAACAGCAGCAACAACAGAUACGGUAACAGCCAGGAGAUAGGGGGGUGGCAGCAAAAGCAGCAACAGCUGCAGCAGCAGCCAGUGUAUCUGGGAUGGCAACAGCCACACUGGCAGGAGGUGGCAGCAGCAAUAAUUGUGGCAGCAAAUAAGAUGGUAGUGUCAGCAGCACCAGCAACAAAUGCAGUGGUGGCUGGGGCAGACGAUGGUGGCAACGCUGCAGCAGCAGCAGCAUCGGCGAUGGCUGCUGGGGAGACAGCAGCCCAGGUGCCAGCAGCAGCAACAGCAGCAGGCAGGGGUUGUCAGAUGCAGCAGCAACAGCUGUGA